This is a messenger RNA of Trichoderma breve, 2142 nucleotides long. RefSeq names its product fungal specific transcription factor domain-containing protein. The coding region runs from base 1 to 2142 and encodes 713 amino acids. Gene Ontology annotation, molecular function: zinc ion binding; RNA polymerase II cis-regulatory region sequence-specific DNA binding; DNA-binding transcription factor activity, RNA polymerase II-specific. Lineage: Eukaryota; Fungi; Ascomycota; Sordariomycetes; Hypocreales; Hypocreaceae. Gene Ontology annotation, cellular component: nucleus. The record is from RefSeq and is a predicted model, not a curated record. The transcript has a single exon. Gene Ontology annotation, biological process: positive regulation of transcription from RNA polymerase II promoter by galactose; DNA-templated transcription.
AUGCCUACGAAAAAGGUCAAGGAUAGUGACCGACGACGAUGUGCCAGAGCAUGCACAAACUGCAAGCGGCGCAAAGAGCGCUGCGAUGGACGACAACCAUGCCGACGGUGUGUAGAGAGAGGAGUUGUCUCCGAGUGCAGUCUAUGUCUUCGUCGACAGUCUACUUUCAUGGCCUCAGCGCUGCCAAGUCCUCUGUCUGAACUGUCGGAUCCACGGUGUACAACUAUCGAAACUCGAGGCAGUGCGCUGCCGGAUCAUAACAAUGAGCAAUCGCACGGAUUUCAACAUGAGAUGGCACUGAGGUUUCCUCAUCUUUCGAGGUUGAUCAAAGAUGAUAGAGGCACCUUCAUGUUCAUCGGCGACUCUGCCAACCACAGCUUUCUCCAGAAUAUUCGUCGCAUUGUUCGCGAGCGUGUGGGGGAUUGUAUCUUUGUCGAUGAUCCAAUGCGGCACUACAUGGUUGAGGCAUGUCCAAGCAAAGGUCAUAAUUCAAUCCUUCAUCAUGGGACAGAGCCACCACCUAGACCGACUGAGGACGAAGCAAAAUCAUUUGUGUACUGGUACCGGCAAGCCACGCACUCCAUUCUCCAGCUUUUCGACGACGCCAAAAUAUGUGACGAUAUCCUUGAGUGGCUACGUCUACCUCAAGAGCCCGUUGAUGCAAUCAGUGCCACGUAUUCGUUGAUACUGGCCAUUGGCGCCCAGGCGUGUCCCGACGACUACGACGAGAGAGCCGAGCGACAUUUUAACUAUGGAAGAUAUGUGACAUUGGCAACUCUAAUGGAUGACCCAAGCAUUGCCACCACGCAAUGCCAUGUUCUUAUAGCCAUGUAUCUUCUGGCCCAAUCACGCAGGAACGCCGCCUUUAUGUACUUGGGUAUAGCUGUACGUGGAGCUUACGCGCUGGGACUUCACAGAGAAGAUGUUUCUGCAUUGUACGAUGCGACCGAGUACAUGACAAGAGAGCGUCUAUGGAAAGGCAUCAGAACUCUGGAUUUGUUCAUGAGUGCAUCACUCGGCAGACCGCCGGCCACCCUGGAAACUCGCGAUACCGCAUCGAAGGAGCACUAUUCAGCCAUGAACGACUUGUCAUACAUUUUUGAGAACAUAUUAACUGAAGUUUAUGCAAAGAGAAUGAUCACAACGGAAUGCCUCAAGAAAAUCAGCGAGCUUCAUCGGAGCUGGGCGACCAGAUUCGGUGGCGGCCUGAGAGUGGACAACAUUCCUCCUCGUGACGAAGUACAAACAGAAGCUGGGAAUGGCCCAAAUCUCGGGCUCAUUCAUCUGAAAGAGGCAUAUUAUUGGACCAUCAUGCUAUUAUCUCGACCCUUUUUAAUCGACUAUAUUUCUUCGUCAUCGCCGCCAGAAGAGAGGGAUUCAUCUUCCACCCCAAGUCAGCCCACAUCUUCCUUGUCCCCGUCACGCAACAUUCUUGCUCAAGCAUGUGUCGACUCAGCUGUUCGUACUAUUGAUCUCUUUCAGCCGCUAUUAACCAACAAGUUGACACCGAAGAGGCUGCCGUUUGUUGUGAAUUCAGCAUUUGCAGCAUCACUGAUCAUUGGGGUUGCUCUCUUCAGCGAUCUGGAAGGAUCCGUGCCAUUGCGAAGGAAACGAUUGGGGGACGCUUGUAAGGUGUUGGAAAAAUUCAGCGUCCACGACCCAGUGACAAAGCGCUAUCUAGGGAUCGUAGAGAAGCUGAUCAGUGCUUGCGAUACCUUCUUGGAACUACAGCAGCAAAAGAGGAUGGUAUACAAUAACGAUCUAAUCGGAAGGCUAUUUGGCCGCCUCGAUGAAGAGGUCACAAUGAAAGACGCAAAGACUACCAACGGGAACUCUGGAGAUGUGACUCAGUGGCACAGAGUCUGGGAAUCAGAACCAGUAGCGCUCAGUCAACCGACUCCACCGGCAACAGAAACCAGCGCCAUGGUGAACAGCCACACAGAAAAUGAAGCUUUGGGAGAAAUCAGAUAUGACUGCGAUGAUCCGUCACUUCAAAAUCAGAGCAUAGUCAGCGACAUCGGAAACUUUUUAUCCCCAAGAACCCUUUGGUUUGAUGCGUAUGACAAUGGUACGCUAUUUCCUACCGUCGGAGUUAGUAUGUUGGACUUUGCAAGUCUAGAAGGAGACCAUCAUAACGGUUAG